AUGAAUCUAUCUCGGGCUACGAUAACCCGGGCGGGGUCCCUGACUCUACCACCAAAGAGAUUCCAGUGGGUAUUGGACAAACUCUGGUCGUCGAAACAGCAGCGAAGACAACUAACUUUGCACGGCUAUGAUACUCAACAACUCCUCAGAUCACACGGAGUUCCAGUCCCGCGAGCAAUCUUGGCGCAGACGCCUCUCGAGGCUCGGGAUGCCGUAAAGGCUUUAGGUAAACGCUGCAUCCUACGAGCCCAAGUCCUCCAUGGGCACCUGGACAAGCUCCUUUUUGAAGGUGGGCUGAGAGGGGGCAUCCAGACAGUCGACAGCCCAGAGCAGGGACUUGAGGUGGCCACGAGGAUGCUUAAUCGUCAGGCCAUCUCGGAGAACAUGCGCCAUCGGUCCUUGACUGUCAACAAGCUGCUGGUGUCCGAAGGGCUGGCUCACGGAGAGCAGUGGUACAUGGCCAUGACCAUUGACCGGGAGAAGUACUGUCCCACGGUCAUCGUCCGCAAAUGUGAUCACAGCGGCAGAGAAGGGAAUAUCUCUGGAAAUAACGUAUCCGCAAAAGGCGCUUCCUUUGCAUUUGGUUUCACGCAAGGUAUCACUGAUGAGGUGGUCUCGCAGAUUUCCCGACAUCUCGGUGUAGCAGACCAGGAAGAGACGAAUCUCGAUGACAUCCUCACAAGAUCUUAUAGGAUAUUCAAAGAAACAGACGCAACUUUGCUAGAAAUCAGCCCUCUGGCUCGACUAAAUUCUGGACUCUUCAGUUGCCUCGAUGCCCGGCUGGUCGUCGACGACGAUGCGGCACAUCGCCAGCCAGAUCUCUUCCGCCUGCGCGACACGAGUCAGGAGGUGCAGGAUGAAGUCAGGGCAGAGCAGCACAACCUGGUCUACAUCAAGCUCACCGGCAACAUUGGCAACAUUGUCAACGGAGCAGGUCUGGCGAUGGCCACAAACGAUGCAAUCGGGCUUCACGGCGGGGCCAGUGCUAAUUUCUUAGACGCUGGGGGUCAGGCGACCAAGGAGACGAUGAUUCAAGCUCUCGGCAUCGUGCUGGGCGACGAGCGGGUAAAAGCGAUAUUGAUUAACAUCUACGGAGGAAUCACUCGCUGCGACAUGAUUGCCGAAUCCAUCAUUGGAGCCGCGCAGGAGAUGACCCUGGCCGUCCCACUUGUCGUGCGCCUUCAGGGAACCAAUUCGACGCAAGGAUUGAAGCUGCUGGCGGAUGCAGACCUUGGGCUCCACGUCGAAUCGGAUUUUGGGCGUGCGGCAGAGAAGGCGGUUCAGCUGGCUGGGGAAUCUUCUUAG
Messenger RNA from Trichoderma reesei QM6a, 1305 nucleotides. RefSeq names its product beta subunit of GDP-forming succinate-CoA ligase. Lineage: Eukaryota; Fungi; Ascomycota; Sordariomycetes; Hypocreales; Hypocreaceae. The record is from RefSeq and is a predicted model, not a curated record. Gene Ontology annotation, molecular function: ATP binding; succinate-CoA ligase (ADP-forming) activity; metal ion binding. The coding region runs from base 1 to 1305 and encodes 434 amino acids. The transcript has 6 exons. Gene Ontology annotation, biological process: tricarboxylic acid cycle; succinyl-CoA metabolic process. Gene Ontology annotation, cellular component: succinate-CoA ligase complex; mitochondrion.